AUUGUAAUUGAUAUUUUUAGUUGGAUUCGAUGUUUUUGGGUCGUGUAAACACGCGGUAUUCUGACUGUCUGUAUGUCAGUCUGUGAUCGUUAGCCGAGUAAAACACUGUUAUGAGUAAUUAAUGCUUUAAUUUAAUUGAUUGACGAUGCGCGCGGAAGUCAGGUCAAUGAAUUCGAGGCGCGAUGAUUUGCCCAGCCAUUGCGAUACGGGCACAUCUUGCGCUUUCACAAUACAUAUGCAUCUUGUUUCAGCAGCAAAUCCAGAGGCAGCUGGGUGUGUGGAGAGAUUCGCAACAUUCAUGUCACUCCUUUUGGUCAUUAUCACUUUCCCAUUCUCACUAUUUGAAUGUUUUAAGGUUGUUCAAGAAUUUGAAAGAGCGGUAAUAUUUCGACUGGGAAGACUAAGGAAAGGUGGCGCGAGAGGUCCCGGACUAUUUUUUGUCCUACCAUGCAUCGAUACAUAUAGAAAAGUUGACUUGAGAACUGUAUCGUUUGAUGUUCCACCGCAAGAGGUUUUAACGAGAGAUUCCGUGACGGUAGCAGUAGAUGCAGUUGUCUAUUACAGAAUAAAAGAACCUUUAAAUGCCGUCGUUAGAGUUGCUGAUUAUAGUGCAUCCACCCGUCUUCUAGCUGCCACGACUCUGCGCAAUGUAUUGGGCAUGCGAGACUUGGCACAGCUGCUCUCCGACCGGGAAGCCAUCAGCCACAUGAUGCAGGCCAACCUAGAUGAAGCCACAGAUCCUUGGGGUGUUGAAGUGGAAAGAGUUGAAAUCAAAGACGUACGCCUCCCAGUACAACUGCAGCGUGCUAUGGCCGCGGAAGCCGAGGCAGACCGAGAAGCAAGGGCCAAGAUAAUCGCCGCUGAAGGAGAGAUAAAGGCUUCUCGGGCAUUGAAAGAAGCCUCCCUGGUCAUGGUAGAUAACCCUAUGGCCCUUCAACUACGGUACCUUCAAUCACUGAACACAAUAUCUGCUGAGAAGAACUCAACGAUAAUAUUUCCGUUUCCUAUGGAUUUUUUAAGAAGCUUCAUGAGUCCUGGAGCAGGCACCAGUAUUACACACUCACACUUGCCUGUUUGAUCUCUUCUUUAAGUUGUUCUUCCUUACUCUAAUAGGACUCAUUUCCGUAUACAAUGGAUAUUAAG
Molecule: messenger RNA, 1143 nt
Organism: Pieris napi
Lineage: Eukaryota; Metazoa; Arthropoda; Insecta; Lepidoptera; Pieridae
Product: band 7 protein AAEL010189-like
Exons: 8
Coding region: 146-1078 (310 amino acids)
Cellular component (GO): plasma membrane
Source: RefSeq, a predicted model, not a curated record